Messenger RNA from Sphaeroforma arctica JP610, 1143 nucleotides. RefSeq lists its product as hypothetical. The transcript is spliced from 3 exons. Gene Ontology annotation, molecular function: guanyl-nucleotide exchange factor activity. Bases 1 to 1143 code for a protein of 380 amino acids. The record is from RefSeq and is a predicted model, not a curated record. Gene Ontology annotation, cellular component: cytoplasm. NCBI's taxonomy places the organism in Eukaryota, Ichthyosporea, Ichthyophonida.
AUGGGCAACACUCUCAAUGCCAGUCUCUGCGCAUACAUAACCCAUCCAGGCAAACUUCUAAUGUUUGGUGCCGGCGAUGAGGGUCAGUUGGGACGAGCACUCACGAGUGAUAUACAAUACAGUCACAUACCCACUGUAGUGGACUUAGAGACAAAUGUGCUCUCCGUGGCAUGCGGCGCGAAGCACACGAUGGCGCUGACUACCGAGGGAGCCGUCUAUGCCUUUGGAGCCAAUAACAUGGGCCAGCUCGGGUUGGCCGAAAGUCCACCUAUGAACAUAGUACAUACACCAAGCCAGGUUGAUAUACCGGUGGACCUUAGCCGGCGACAGGCGCACACUCAAGGUAUAGCUACCCCAGAGAGAUGCGGUGGAUGCCCAUCCCUGCCCACGAAGACAGCCAAUCCGCAGACAAAGUGUGGAGGGGGCGGUCACGCCUUGGUACAGGAGAAGGGGAACGUCCACACGGACGAACGCACGUUGUCUCCAGGGGAAACACACAGUGAAGUGGUGAUGAGGCUGAGCCAACUCAGUCCGAGUAUGGCGCGAAGGGGGAAGCAACCACCACCUAUCAUCACCACGGCCCCUACCCCACCGCCACCGGUCGCACAUGCGACGUCUAUCUCCUGUGGGCUGCAUCACAGUGUAGUGGUGACCAGACACGGAGGUGUGUACGCGUGUGGGAAUAGACAGGCACUCGCAGUGCAUGCAGAUACUGCCAUAAUAGAUGCGAAGAAGAGGGCAGGCGCGUGUACACGCGCCCGUGCACACGCUCAGGCAUGCGCGCAGGGGGCUGACACAUGCUGUGGCGACUGGAAAGCAUACGAGAAUGAGCUGAAGACGUGCUGCGAUACACCCGUCGCAAGCCAUACAACGGGGAACAAGGGUGACGUCGCGUCUAGCGAAUGCGGGAACGCUCGCAAGACAUGUGGAGACGCACGCGACGUACGCGGAGACGCGGAGAAGUCAAGCACCAGGCAGUGCAGCAAUCAACCAGCGCAUUUCACGGCAUCGUGCAAUGAGACGGCCCUGACGUUAUUGUGCUCACUGGGCAACCUUUCGAAGAGGAGUGGUAAGGAUGGGCCAGAGGGAGCAGUGAGAGUGGCGGCAGGGGGAAACCACGUGUGUGUCUAUCUUGUAGCGUAG